AUGCCGGGACAUGGAGUCCGCGGGCUCCGCGCCCGCUCCGCCCCGCUCGGCGGGCGGGGGCGGCUUGGCUGCCGAGUGCUGGUCGCGAUCCUCACGACGGGGCAGACAAAGCAAUGCGGCAAGGGAGCGCCAGAGGGCGCCAUGGGCCACGCCGCCCCGCCCCCGCGGAGCCGCCCCGCCCCGCGGAGCCCCCAGCCCGCCUCAGCCAUGGCGGCCCCGGCCGCGCUGCGCCCGCUCCUGCCCCUCGUCCCCGUGGCCGCCGCGCUGGCGCUGGCCGCGGGCGGGGGCACCGCGGGGACAGGUCCGGGGCGACGGCACGGCGGGGACCGCGGGAGGGCCGCGCGGGGGGAUGAUUACCGGGUGUCCGCGGGAUUGUCCCGGGAUGCUCGCGGUCCGGACAGCCCGGUGCCCCCGCCGCUGCCGCGCCCCGUGCCCGCGGGCCGGGCACGCUCGGAGCCCGCAGCCAGCCCCGGUCUCCUCCCGGCUCCCCGCGGCCGCCGAGCCCCGCCUGGGGAGGCUCCGGAGCGCUCCGUGCCCGCGGAGCCGCGCUCCGGCAGCGACAUCGUCCAUCCCAUCAAGGUCGACGAGAGCGGAGCCUUCCUGUCCUACGACUUGUCGCACCGGGCCCUCCACCGGAGGUCUCCUGCCUCCAGGAGCCAGCUCCCCGCCUUCUACGAGCUGCAGUACAGGGGGCAAGCCCUGAAAUUCAACCUGAGCCUCAACAGGCACCUGCUGGCCCCGGGCUUUGUCAGCGAGCGGCGUUUCGGGGGCAUCGCGGGCGCCAAGAUCCAGCCGCGCUCCCACAACCCGUGCCACAUGAUCGGGGAGGUGCGGGGCCCGCGGCAGGCGGGGCUGGCUGCCCUCAGCACCUGCGACGGCCUGAAAGGAGUGUUUCAGCUCAUGGACCAGGACUAUUUCAUCGAGCCCGUGUCCAGCAGCCCCCGGGAGGAGGGAGCAGCCCAGCCCCACAGGAUCUACAAGCGCCAGGUGCCCGAGGCCAGGGCCGAGCAGGGCAGGAGCCCCCCGGCCCCGCGGGAGCCCUGCGGCGUGCCAGGUACUGUCCCUUCCUCCGUGUCACCGAGCCUGGAAUGGUCUGAGAGGCGCAGGGAGAGGUGGGAGCAGAAGCAGCACAGGAGGAGGAGGAGGAGGAUCAAGCAGCGCUCCAUCAGCAGGGAGAAGUGGGUGGAGACGCUGGUGGUGGCAGACACCAAGAUGGUGGAGUUCCACGGCAGUGCCAACAUCGAGAAGUACGUGCUGACCGUCAUGAACAUGGUGGCAGGGCUGUUCCACCACGCCAGCAUCGGGAACCCCAUCAACGUCGCCAUAGUGCGGCUGAUCCUGCUGGAGCACGAGGAGGAGGACCUGAAGAUCUCCCACCACGCAGACAACACCUUGAAAAGCUUCUGCAAGUGGCAGAAGAGCAUCAACGUGAAGGGAGACUCGCACCCCCUGCACCACGACGUGGCCGUGCUGCUCACCAGGAAGGACAUCUGUGCUGCCAUGAACAGGCCCUGUGAGACCCUGGGGCUGUCCCACGUGGCCGGGAUGUGCCAGCCCCACCGGAGCUGCAACAUCAACGAGGACACGGGGCUGCCGCUGGCCUUCACCGUGGCCCACGAGCUGGGACACAGUUUUGGGAUUCAGCAUGAUGGAAGCAGCAAUGACUGUGAGCCAGUUGGGAAAAGACCUUUCAUCAUGUCUCCACAGCUCCUGUAUGACACGUCCCCACUCACCUGGUCCCGCUGCAGCCGCGAGUACAUCACACGCUUCCUCGACCGGGGCUGGGGGCUGUGCCUCGAUGACCCCCCGGCCCGGGAGCUGCUGGACUUUCCCCUGGUGCCCCCGGGUGUCCUGUACGACGUGGGCCACCAGUGCCGCCUGCAGUACGGCCCCUACUCCACCUUCUGCGACGACAUGGACAGUGUCUGCAGCACGCUGUGGUGCACGGUGGGGAACACGUGUCACUCCAAGCUGGACGCAGCUGUGGAUGGCACAGCCUGCGGGGAGAGCAAGUGGUGCUUCAACGGCGAGUGUGUUCCCGUGGGCUUCCGGCCCGAGCCCAUCGACGGCGGCUGGAGCUCCUGGAGCGCCUGGGCCUCCUGUUCGCGCAGCUGUGGGGCAGGAGUGCAGAGCGCUGAGAGGCACUGCAGCCACCCCACGCCCAAGUACGGGGGCCGGUACUGCCUGGGCGAGCGCAAGCGGUUCCGGAUCUGCAACGUGCGGCGCUGCCCCCCGGACGGGCCCUCCUUCCGCCAGGUGCAGUGCAGCCAGUUCAACCCCAUGCUCUACAAGGGCAAGCUCUACAAGUGGACACCGGUGCCCAACAACAUGAACCCCUGCGAGCUGCACUGCCGGCCCGAGCACGAGUACUUUGCGGAGAAGCUGCGGGACGCCGUGGUGGACGGCACGCCCUGCUACGACGGCGACGCCAGCCGCGACGUCUGCAUCAACGGCAUCUGCAAGAACGUGGGCUGUGACUAUGAGAUUGACUCUCACGCCGUGGAGGAUCGCUGCGGGGUGUGCCACGGGGACGGCUCCACCUGCCACACCGUGCACAAGACGUUCGAGGACAGCGAGGGGCUGGGCUACGUGGACAUUGGCAUUAUCCCCGUGGGAGCCCGGGAGAUCCGGAUUGAGGAGGUGGCAGAAGCCGGGAAUUUCCUGGCGCUGCGGAGCGAGGACCCCGAGAAGUAUUUCCUGAAUGGAGGCUGGACCAUCCAGUGGAACGGGGACUACAGGGUGGCAGGGACCACCUUCACCUACAAGAGGACAGGCAACUGGGAGAACCUCACCUCUCCGGGGCCCACCGUGGAGCCCGUGUGGAUCCAGCUGCUGUUCCAGGAGACCAACCCCGGGGUGAGGUACCAGUACACGAUCCAGCGCCCAGCUGACAGCGAGAACGAGAUCGAGCAGCCCGAGUUCCUGUGGCGCUUUGGCUCCUGGACCACCUGCACGGCCACCUGCGGGACAGGGGUGCAGCGGCAGGUGGUGCACUGCGUGGAGAGGCUGGCGGGGCUGGUGGAGGAGCGGUUCUGCGAUGCCCUGACGCGCCCCGACGACCAGCAGCGCACCUGCAGCGAGGAGCCCUGCCCAGCCAGGUGGUGGGUGGGUGAGUGGCAGCAGUGCUCAGCCACGUGUGGCCGGGCAGGGCUGAUGAAGAGGACGGUGCUGUGCAUCCAGAGCGUGGGGCUGGACGAGCAGCGGGCCCUGCAGCCAGCAGACUGCCAGCACCUCGCCAAGCCUGAUGCCACCAUGCCCUGCCACCCAGAGGUCCCCUGUCCCUCCCCGUGGGCUGUGGGCAACUGGUCUGAGUGCUCGGUGACCUGUGGGAACGGGACCCAGCGGCGCCCGGUGCACUGCAGCAACAGCACCGGCACCCCGUGCGAGCCUGCCCACAGACCCAGCCCCGAGAGGGCCUGCUCCUUGCCACAGUGCCACCAGAGAUGGGACAGCACAGACUGGUCUGGCAGCGGCUCCUCCAGCAGGGAGGUGUUUAAUGACAUCCAGUACAUCCCCAGCAAGCACGUUCCUCAGUUUAACCCCUUCGUCCCACACGGGCCGGAGUCCAACGACGUCAACGUCAUCACGGAGGAGGACUUCUCAGCCAGGAAAGGAAACGUCUUUGUGGAUGACUUUUACUACGAUUAUAACUUCAUCAACUUCCACGAGGAUCUGUCCUACUACCCCUUCACGGAGAAGGAGAGCAGAGGCGAGGAGCCAAGGGCAGAGCUGAGCACGGAUGGCACCGAGGGGCCCUGGGAGGUGCCCACCGAGGCCCUGCUCACCACAGGGCUGGGAGCAGAGAGCCAGGGGCAGCCAGGCCCCCAGGAGGAGCACACCUCUGCCCCUGUGCAUGGGCGAGACACAGAGCCCGGGGGUUUAGGCAGGAAUCACCUCCUGAGCACGGUCCCCGAGGAUGUGGGAUCAGCUACUCCCACAUACACCACCCAUGCCUUUUUGGGGGAGCAGGAGGAGGAGGAUGCCGUGCCUGUGCCCCACUCUGAGCACCACCCGCCCACCCAGAGCUCCGUGAGCCCUGACUCUGCACACCACGGCCAGGCAGGGCCCUGGCAUGAGCCCCAGGGAGCUGUGCCCAGCAGGAGCAGCCUGGGGCAGGGUGUCCCCGCUCCCUGGGGUCCCCACCCCGCCGGUGUGGGCUGGGGCAGUGCCCGGGUGGAUGUGUCCCUGGGGCCAGCAGCACGGGGCAGCAGCAGCAGCGAGGGCACACAGGGACACGGCACUGCAGGGAGAGGCCACGGGGACUCCAGGGAAAUGGCUCUGGCCACCAGCAGUGACAGUCCUGGUGCAGCCCCGCAGCCCAGCGAGCAGCACGGGUGGGCAGGGGUGCCAGAGGGGAUGCCGGAGGGGAUGCUGGACACGCGGGCAGGAGGGCAAUCCCAUGGCAUGCAGAGGGCAGAUGCUGCCUUGCCCACCCCGCAGGGCCCGGGCUGGGAUGUGGCAGGGAGUGCUGGCAGCCCCCACCCUGUCCUGAGCCCCCCUCCUCAUCCCUGCUCCGAGGGAUCCCUCACCAUGGGCACCCCCCGGGACACCAACGAGGGACCCCUCACCAUGGGCACCUCCAGAGACACCAACGAGGGACCCCUCACUGUGGGCACCCCCAGAGACAUCAAUGAGGGACUCCUCACUGUGGGCACCCCCAGAGACAUCAAUGAAGGACUCCUCACCAUGGGCACCCCCAGGGACGUCACCAAGGGACCCUUCACCGUGGGCACCCCCAGGGACACCAACGAGAGACCCCUCACUGUGGACACCCCCAGGGACACCAACGAGGGACCCCUCACCAUGGGCACCCCCAGGGACACCAACGAGGGACCCCUCACUGUGGGCACCCCCAGGGACACCAACGAGGGACCCCUCACCAUGGCAGCCACUGCCAAGCCCAGCUGGGAGGUCGGGAACUGGAGUGAGUGCUCGGCCACGUGCGGCCUGGGCGCGGUGUGGCGCUCGGUGCGCUGCAGCAGUGGCGCUGACGGUGGCUGUCCCAUGGCCGACAGGCCCGUCCCCGCCCGGAGGUGCUCCCUGAGACCCUGCUCGGCCUGGCGUGUGGGCACCUGGAGCAAGUGCUCCAGGAGCUGCGGCGGGGGCACCAAGGUGCGGGACGUUCACUGCGUUGACACCCGGGACCAGCGGCUGCUGCGGCCCUUCCACUGCCAGGCGGGGCUGGCACAGCCGCCGGCACAGCUGCCCUGCCACAGUGCCCCGUGCCUGGACUGGUACACGUCCUCCUGGAGAGAGUGCUCGGAGCCGUGUGGCGGCGGGGAGCAGGCCCGGCUGGUGACGUGCCCGGAGCCGGGGCGCUGCGAGGAGAGCCUGAGGCCCAACAGCACCCGGCCCUGCAACAGCCAGCCCUGCACCACCUGGGUGGUGGGCUCCUGGGGACAGUGCUCGGCUCCCUGCGGAGGGGGCAUCCAGCGGCGGCAGGUGAAGUGCAUCGACACCAGGACCGGGGUGGCCGAGGAGGACAGCAGCAUGUGUGACCACGAGCCGUGGCCAGAGAGCAUCCAGAAGUGCAACCCCCAGGAGUGUGACAGCUCCGAGGCAGGUGUGCCCUGCGAGCGCGACCGCCUGAGCUUCGCCUUCUGCCGGACGCUGCGGCUGCUGGGCCGGUGCCCGCUGCUCACGGUGCGUGCCCAGUGCUGCCGCAGCUGCCAGCCUGCCCUGCCCGCGCCCGGGCAGCAGCGCGGCCGGCAGCGCCUGGCCCGCAGGUGA
Melozone crissalis (California towhee) is the source of this 5730-nucleotide messenger RNA. RefSeq names its product ADAM metallopeptidase with thrombospondin type 1 motif 7 (gene ADAMTS7). NCBI's taxonomy places the organism in Eukaryota, Metazoa, Chordata, Aves, Passeriformes, Passerellidae. Gene Ontology annotation, biological process: extracellular matrix organization; proteolysis. The record is from RefSeq and is a predicted model, not a curated record. The coding region runs from base 1 to 5730 and encodes 1909 amino acids. The transcript is spliced from 29 exons. Gene Ontology annotation, molecular function: metalloendopeptidase activity. Gene Ontology annotation, cellular component: extracellular matrix.